This is a messenger RNA of Spirometra erinaceieuropaei, 7273 nucleotides long. NCBI's taxonomy places the organism in Eukaryota, Metazoa, Platyhelminthes, Cestoda, Diphyllobothriidea, Diphyllobothriidae. The record is from the annotation of a GenBank genome assembly.
AUGGUAUGUUUGCAUAUUCUCCCCCAUAUCUGUUUCAUUUCAGCCGCAAAACGAGCACAUAGAGCUUCACAGGAAGCGGCAUGGAUACCGGCUGGACUAUUUCGAGAGGAAGUACGUUUGUGUUAACUCGUAACAUUGUCAAAUACCUUUUUACUAACUCGUUUCGGAAGUGUGGAUACCUCGGACCCUAUAGGCACUAAGUAUAAUCUCUGUGGCACAGUAGCACCGGGGCUAGAAAUCUUAAUUGUGUCCCCAACGCCCGUUUCAAUGAUAUUUGCGUAGCUGAUGUGAGCUUUCAAGAUCGCAUCGGAAAUCGUGCGUGGCUAGCUUUGCUCCGAGGAUGCUUAUUAAGUCAACGCCAGAUUGCUUCCUUGGCAUCAAGAAACCAGUGUACAUGCUAGAAACCGCAUAAGAAUUCAUGGGACAUGAUGGUGUGGCCCAACCAUUUAAAGUUGCGUUAUGUAACGGAAAAAAAUAUAUGCAACGUUUUUCAUCAUAUUCAAAGGAGACUAGAUAUACAUUGUUUGUAAACUUAAGUCAUUAUUAUCUAGUGCUGUCCUUCCUGUGCGUCCUCCUGAGUUGCCGAAACUUCUAUAUGAUGUGAUCUCUCUAGCUAUCCGCCUAGCCCUUCGUUAACAGCUCAGAUUUGGGGGCUUGUGUGAGGCUUAUGAUCUCUUUGACUGACUGGGCAAAGCUUUCGCGAGUAGCUCAGUCUUACUGCCACAUCUCCGCCACUGACUCCAAGCACGCAGAGACUUCUGGACGGGUUUUGUCUGCAGGGACUGCCGUCAAGUUUACUAAUCACAAACUAACCCCAGUCUUACCGUGGAGGCCCGGCUUGUGCUAAUAUGAUGUGAACAGGGGUUUGCCGUUUUGUGCCGAUAUGAAAUAUGAAUUUUCUUCGUGGCACUGACAAUGGCUGUCUUUUAUUCGGCUUUGGCUGGAAAUGACCAACUAUCUAAAAUCUAUUAUCAGGAAUAUUUCACAAAGUUGAUCCGUCCCAUGACUUACGCUUUAUCUCUAUUUUUUGUCAUAAAACCGGCGUCUACUAGUAAAGGUGACAUUUUUUAACUUUUAGACGUAAGAAGGAGGCUCGUGAGCCACAUGAACGCAGUCAGAAGGCCCGAAAACUUCGUGGCAUUAAAGCCAAACUCGCUAAUAAGGAACGAUUUAAGGAGAAGGUUCAAAUGAAGAAAACGUAAGGUUCAGGUUUUUCUUAUCCCCUUCCUCGGACCCUAGUAUUCGUAUGCAUGAGCUGCGAAAUGUGCGACAGAAGGCCGGAGAGGCUGGUGGCCCUGGCGAAAAGCCCGUUUUCCUGCUUGAUCGUGAGGAACAAAAUAUUUCGAAAAUCCUCUCUAAUACGGUCAAACAAAAGCGCGCUGAAAAAGCUGUAAGUACUCGAAGUUCCUGUUUCAGUCCUCUUUAAUUUGACAACUUAUUUUUUGAGUUAGUGAUCUAAGCGAGGUUCACCGCAGACCAUAUUUUGGAGUGUUUGACAGUUUAAUUUUAACAAGUCGGCAUAACUUUUACAGUUGAUUGUGCCAGGCGCUGACAUUUUUACGGGUUUGCGUGAUUUGUAUAUUCCUCUCCUCACUGAGAGGAACUGAUGAGACGUUCAGUAAACUUCGGCGUCGGUAGCAGGCUGAAAUGUCACCUAUCCUGCUCCGAAUGCUAGUUUCUAAACAGCGGCCUGCCUGCGUGAAGUCUUCAUUUUAAUACAGCUCGUUAGAGUUAGGACAAUUAGUUUCCGUUCACUUUUGUUAUUGUGGACGUUCGUCUAUUAAGGAUAUGGAAGUCUGCCUUUGUGCAGCUGACGCUUUUUUAAUAGUAAUAACUGGCCAUUCCUGCUAUUCAUGAAGCGUGUGUACGUGCUGUCAGGCAUUUCGUCUCGUUGACCUAUGUCUGUUCUCUCUGUGAUCAUAUUUCGGAGAUCUCGCCGACUCCACCUUUGGAAAUCUCGGUGGACUGCUACUCAUAGCAUCACAAUCUUAUGUUACAUUGAUAGCCUUUACGCUGACGAUGGAGAUCGUUGAGGGCAUGGUAGUCUACAAUAAUGCCGGAAUAUUCCGACUAGCUCGACUGACAGACAGGCGGAAGGAACCAGUUGUGGCCCUGGGACACGUGACGUCCGAGUAGGGAACAUUAUCCACUUUUCUCUCGCCCAGUUCCGGGAAACUGGUCGCCCUUGCUUAGUGGAUUCAGUAUGCUUCGAGAAUUACAGGCAGUACUUCUGAAAACCCCACUAUUGUGCGCACCAAGCAACUUGGUACUGUAAAUCCCUAUUUUUGAGAUAAAAGUAGGUCAGUUAGUUUUGUAAAAUAUCGUUAUCUUGCCAACGCCUAGUCAACGCAUCUGGGAAAACUGAUGAACACAAAAGAAUCUAGUAGUGCUUGAGGCCUUCCAAGGAUAGCCUCUGGCACGUUGUCAUAUAAGCCAUUCCGCCGCGCAAAUGUACUCUGAGUGAGGAGUCCAGAUCGAUGAAGCCUCGACAGUUUCAUUCUUCGCUUCUCUGAACGCCUAUGGAGGCAAGCAGGGUCCUUUUGCCCACUUUGGACCAAGAUCUUCACGCCCGAAUGUCAUGUCCUAAAUGGAGAUAAACGAAUAUGCCCCUAGCCUUACCAUCAAGGUCUUCGCUGAGAAUCGCAAAUGUCUGUUGGCGUCUUGUGGGAAGCCUAUGACACUUUCUGAAACUAUAGUGUUUCAAGCAAUUCAAGUAUCAAAACACUGCGGUCUUUUUAUGUACGUACCGCACGGAAUAUUGUCUUAUGUUACUGACUGAGUUGCAAUUUCUUAGACGUAGUCGGCGAACCAUGCACUUUUGUACAUUAAAUGCAGACAGUCAUUGUCCAGACUUAUUUUGUAGCCAACGUCAAUUAUUUAAAGGCCUGUUUUGUCCUUUAUUUUUCUAAUGACUUGCCGGGACCUGCGCAUAUCAUCGUUGGGGGGCAGGGCUGGCUCUGGAGCACCACUGGCUAUGUUUUCUCACUCGGUUGUUGAUAAUCGGUACGCGCUUGCGUACAUCAGACUUCCCAUCAUACAAGAACAAGGUAUAAACUUUUACACUCGAACGGCAAGUGAUCUGUUUCCAUUAGCAGUUUACAGGGAGCUGCGAGAGGGUCGACGUGCUCUGCAGACAAGUCUUCGAGAAUUAGUUUGUGUAGUCUUCUACCUAGAUGUGUGUUGAUUCAUUUACUGGACGACCCGCCUUACAUCUCUAACCGCAGGGAAGGCGGCUUCGAAAGCCGUAAUGGCCCGUCUGACACCCAGCGCUGGAGAGUCAAUGGCGUUUUGUCGUAACGGCUAGUUGGAAGAAGCUGAGCAGACUUUUGACUUUCCAUGCUCAAUCUGUCGCUAAGUUCCCAUUACUGCCCUUGAGACGGAACGUUCCGCCCUCGUUCGAAGGCGUCAGUGUUUGCGGAAAAUGUGGUGACCUGAAAAUUUUAAUCUCAAAUUAAGUAUAGCCGUUGCUUUGUCUGUCGAAUAUAACACUAAAUAUUAGCAAGUUUCACGAGCAAAAUUUACUGCCUGCUGCUUACAGUUCCCUCAGUGGCCUCAGUUAAACAAAAAUGAAUAAGUCGGCCUAUUGUAUUUCUGUAGUGAGUGUACUCGUAAGUAGAGCAUGGAAGAUCUGUUUGGUAAUUUGCUGGAGACCAUGCAAACGAGCUCCUAAAUACAUGGCUUCUACAUCCAAGUUUAUGAGUCGCACAGGAGUGUGUGUUUCUGUGUCUCAUAUAGGGGUCGUUUAUGUGGUCACAAGGUGCCAGCCCUAUGAAGCGUGAUUAUGUUUUUAGAACCAUUUACACUCAUACGCGUUUUGCCUGGUUUUUCAUGCCAAUUGGAUUGCUUCUAUUUUGCAGCGACCAGCAUAAUCAGCCCUAUUCGCCAUUUUUUCAUCCCUCUUUCAGGGAAAGUGGCAGGUGCCACUGCCAAAAGUACGGACUGUGUCUGACGCUGAGGCCUUUCGCGUGGUGAAGUCGGGUAAAUCCAAGCGAAAGGGGUGGAAGCGAAUGGUUACAAAAAUGUGUUUCGUGGGUGACAACUUCACCCGCAAACCACCGAAGUUUGAACGCUUCAUCAGGCCGAUGGCAAUGCGUGUGAAACGUGCCAACGUUACUCAUCCCGAGUUAAAGACAACCUUCUGUCUACCUAUAAUAGGUGUGAAGAAAAAUCCAAGCUCUCCUCUCUUCACAUCACUUGGCGUCAUCACAAAGGGAACUGUAAUAGAAGUAAGACCCUCCUUAUCUAAGAUUGUUUUUGGCAGCAUGCACUUUUAUAACAACUAUUACAUCCUAGGGGACCAUUGUCUGUAUCAGUGAACCAACGCCCACUAGACGGCCGCCUCGCAAGCACUAACUUUGGUGUUGUCAUCGAUAUGCUUGCAAUUGCUGUCUUUUUAGAAAUCCUUAAUCCUUUUUUGUCGUGUUAACCCGGCCCGGUGGUAAGCAGGAAUGCUAGGAGAAAAAAUAUUCCAUAGUAACGCUAGAUCUGCCCGUGGUGGCUGGCAUUGGUGUGAAGAGGAACACUGGUCACCACCCAUGUGAUAAGAAUCACAACAGUUUCCUUUUUGACCAUACUGAUGACGUUCCAAGGCGUUUGAACCACUCUAUCUCGUGCUGUUCUAUGAGCCUUUGUUUCAUUCUAAGCGCGCUGAAAUACAGGCUGUGUUGGAGUGUCGAUCAUGGAAUAAUGAAGUAGCCCAACAAUCAAUCCCUCAGUAUGUCCAGAAUUCGUUAUUUCCCAGUCUCCGUUUCCGUUAACGAUGUUCAAGGCUAUUAUAGUGUCCACAAAGACGAUGUUGAGACUGAUCUCCAUCUCCGCGCUGCAAAGAUAGUGUUAAUGCUUUCCUAUUGUUUUCGGAAUGCAGGAUAAGUAUCUGGAAGAAUUCCUUGUUCCAAGUGUAAAGUCAGGCCACUCAAAAGUACACGGGCAGAGAUAUUUUUAUGGUAGAAAGAUCGUUCGUCGAUCAAGUUAUGGGACGUGCUCGCCCCAUAUCCUGUUUUUCCUUUUUAACUGAAGAAGAUAUGCCCGUGCUUAUCCAAUGUCUGUCGGUUUCCGUUUUGCUUGUAGAGAUGUACAGUGGAGGCAUACUUCAUGACCUGUGCGGUUUCUGCCUUUCUCCAUAGCUGAGUCAACGUGUCUAAUCGGCGGCCGCCGUAUCUGUUGAUUUCGGCUGGGGUUGUGCCAGCUUCUAGAGCCGUUUGACAUUGCUGUCUUGUCUUGGUCGUCUUCCGUACUGUGGGGAUAUGCUAUGAAAGUAUCGGUUUUCACUUCAAGAAGUCACUUGGUCACUUCUUCGGAGUUGAGGACUUCUUCGACCCGGUCUGCAUUUCAGUGAAGCCGGUUAUUUUCGGGAAGGGUGGGUUUCUUUGAACCUUCUCCGAUGUCGGCGUGCAGACCCAAGAACUUCGUGGUAGUGACGUAGGUGGCGUCCAUCGUUCGCUCACAAUACACUUACUUGCCCCAGAUUGCUAGGCAUCUUUCUGCUGAAAGUCCAUCUACGUUUGGCCAGGUCCACUGUCGCGCUCAACUUCCUUAGGCCUGUCUGUUUCUGAGACCGUCUUUGUCGUUGAUAAUGCAUUCCUAUCCCCCUUAUCGCAAUCAUUUCACGGUGACCCCGCCUCGCAAUAAGCGCGUAGCCCAUUAACUGCCAAGGGAAUGAUCGAAUGUGCGCUCGUGUUUUCUUCUAGCGAUUGGGGAGGCGAACGAUGGCGUUGUCCUGAGGGCUGGGUUCUGCGCUAGUCUUCAGUAGAACGCGGCCGUUACUGCUGGAGUUGCACACUUUUGCAAUUUAACAUCCUCAAGUGAUGUGAUCUGUGCUUUCUUGUGUUUCGAGGUCACCAGUCACAGUUAGUCUGUCCCCCCUGUGGCACAGACACGUAGUGAAGGUGUACUUUCGUCGUGAAUGUGCUCAUGCACUAACGACAGGGGUGAGCUUCCAACGGGGAGGAAACUGGACUAUGCUGAGCCGAUCUUAGUUUUACGCAAAAGAGAAAACAGCUUCUUGUCAAUAUCAUUUUUGAUUGCAAAGGUGACUAGCUCCAUCCCUUUCUCCUAGGACGUCAGGUCCGAGAGAAGGUAUCUGCUCCCCUUCCUAGAAAUAAGUCUCGCUGACGGGGGAGCUGUCCACAUAGCAUCCGGCUAGUUUGCGAACAAUUAGAUUUGUCUUAUCUGGUUGGGCGGUCGUUUGCGUGCACAAAAGAAUAUCAAAAUGGACGAAACCACUGUCUAGAGGACGAUGGUGACCAACGUCAUUCUUACUUGUUGUGUCCCGACAGCAGAACUUGCGGCCAUCGGAUACAGUCGGUAUGGGCAGCGUGAAUCGGAUUUUCUCAGGGCACCGCUUCUAGUCCCCUCAAUAAUUCGGUGGAAACAAUGCGUCUUUUGGCGCAGCUUAUUCAACGUUCCCACCAACGUAGGCGAUGAAACGAACCAAAUUAGCCAAGGUCUCACAUGGUUCAACUGGACUUGGGUAGAGAGACGAGGUAUUGAAGUGGUCAAAGUAACUUGCUUCGGAAUUGACUUUCCUUAGCUUAAUUUUCUCAUUGCAGUCGCAUUGUAACCCAGUUACAAGACUGCGCCAUAACCGGUGAUCAACAUUGACAAAUUGCAGUCUACGUGUGUCACAACACGGCUAAUUUCCGUUAGUAACCGAACGAGACUACAUGUUGCUGAGGGCAGAGACGCCGGUUACCCCAUCCCAUUUAGCUCGCCGAUCGAAGCGGUUACUGGGCUGUGGUCGAGCGCUGAGCAAAGCUUCGUGUGACCGCUGGUGGGAGCAGAAUGGCCAUUCCAUGCGGUACGAUCGCCGGAUCAACAGGGUGUACCAUCCUCCCUGGGCGGCCCAUACAGACGUAGGAAGUGACUAUUCCGUGCCUUUGUGAAUUCAAACCCCAUAGCCCUUAAUUUUAUAUUGCGCUCUUUCUUACGCUUGGUCUUUUCCACGUUAAAAUAAACUUCACGCCCCAUUAUUCGCGUGAUGGUAACAUCCUUCUUUAAAACUAAGUGCUUUUCGGCAGAAUGUCAAACAUUAAUUGCUACAAGUUUGAUCAGAAUUUUUCACCCCGGCCUUUGCAAACCUAGAUCCAGGUAUUUACUUACGUUUUCCCGCCAUUAUUCGAUGACCGAAGUUUUGCACACCGUUUCCUUUUUGCAGGUAAACGUCAGCGAACUAGGUCUGGUAACACCAGGAGGCAAGGUGGUGUGGGGAAAGUACGCCCAGGUGACCAACAAUCCAGAGAACGAGGGCUGUGUUAAUGCUGUCCUCAUAGUAUAA